AUGGCUUCAAAUUUACCUGCACCUGUUCCUCCGACACCUAUUACACCGGAUAGGCAACGGAUAGUUUGGGACUCAGGCAUGGACUUGGUCCUGCUCAGACAGAUUCGUGGAUCAGGAAAUCCUUCUGUCCGUGGUUCGUCGGUAAUGGAUGAUGUCGUGGUUGAACUAUCCUCACAAGACCGGCGAUUCGGCAAUUUAAAAAAGAAAGGCGCUUCAGAUAGGCUGCACCUGCUGAUGUCGAAGCAGAAAUCCAAUGAUAGCAAAAGCAAAUCGGCCUCUGGUAUUGUAGAGGACUUCUCCGAAGCAGACGUGCUUCUAACCGAGCUACAGGAGCUGAAGGCCGAGAAGGAGCAAGCCGCAGUGGCAGUGGUGACAGCCAAGCAUGCGGAAAAGGCUGUGGCCGAGCAGAUGCGAGCCGAUGCUUGUAGGACCCUUUCGGAGAAAUCUUCAGCGGAAGACCGGCCCCAGAAAACCAAGCGGAGCAGCACGUACGAUCAAGCGGAUCCUAUUAUUACGUACCUCGAGAAGAAAAAUGAUGCUCUUCUCAAGAUUGAGGAGAGAAAAGUGUAUUUGGAGGAGGAGAAGUUUGCUGCUUCUCAUGGUGCAAAUGCAGUCGCACUGGAGGAGCGAAGACUCGCGCUGCAGGAGAGGGAGAUGGCCCUGAAGGAAGAGGCUCAACGGGACGAGCUUGCGUCAAAAAAGAAAAAGGAACAAGAAGAGAGCAAGAAAGCAGAAGAUGACCGUCAAGAUCGCAAGCAAAAGGCAGAACAGGACCGCGAGGAACGCAGUAUGUUUCUGCGGCUAAUGGCAGCCACUGUCAAAAAAAUGCAAUAG
This is a messenger RNA of Sycon ciliatum, 834 nucleotides long. RefSeq lists its product as uncharacterized. The record is from RefSeq and is a predicted model, not a curated record. The coding region runs from base 1 to 834 and encodes 277 amino acids. The transcript is spliced from 2 exons. Lineage: Eukaryota; Metazoa; Porifera; Calcarea; Leucosolenida; Sycettidae.